Wasmannia auropunctata (little fire ant) is the source of this 6348-nucleotide messenger RNA. RefSeq lists its product as uncharacterized. The transcript is spliced from 9 exons. The record is from RefSeq and is a predicted model, not a curated record. Bases 1 to 3573 code for a protein of 1190 amino acids. Gene Ontology annotation, molecular function: phosphotyrosine residue binding. Lineage: Eukaryota; Metazoa; Arthropoda; Insecta; Hymenoptera; Formicidae.
AUGGUCGCCGUGUACACAGGGCAACACGCGAUUAUUUAUGACGCAGCCAACUUCGAGGUAGCUCGUUACGUCGGUGAAAAGCACUAUCGUCAUCUAGGACAAAGUAGAGCUAAAUGUCAGGGCCAAUCUUGCGGUUUUUCGAUUCAUUUUUUGGCUCUCGUUAAUUCUUUGAGGUGCCAUCCGGUCUCAGCGCCGGCCGCGAGCAGCCGAGUCCCGAAGCCGUCCCUUGGCCGCGGAUCCAAAGCCGGCGGAGAGGUAUCGCUGUGCGACGAUUACAGUCUACCCGUCGACUUCGUGAACAAGAGACGUCCCGCGAGCGCUGCAGCUGCAACUUCCACGGUGCAAUGGAUCCUGCCGAGUCCUACUGUGGAGAAUGCGGAAAUCGAGGUUGUGGAACAAUACAGCGACCCUAGAGACAGCAAGAGCAAAGCGUACGUGGAGCCGGGAACGGAGUCGUCCUUGCCGACGAUUUAUAGCAGAGCAAAUCGCAACUACUGUCGACCAUACACAGAUCCUUCAGCGUCCGGUUCGUCUUGCGAGGACGACGAGGACGGGCGAGCGGUAAUCGUUAGAAAACGGAAGAACAGUGUCUACGCUUCCUCUUCGAAUCGUGCCCCAUCGGCGGACAGAGAUACUUUAAUUUCGAACGACGGUCUGCUCGUGGACUGCGUCGCUCUAGUACAUCUCACUGAUCAAUCCCCGACCGAGUCCGCUCAACCCGUGCGCCACCCGUCGCCGUAUUACUACGGCGAUCUCUUCAAGGUGCCGGAGCAACUGUCCAAAUCGCAGCCGAGCAAGUACCGCAAAAGCGUAAGUCUCGAUGUACCGGGCGAGCGUUCGCGCACACCCGGUAUACCCAAGAGAAACUCGGUAGCGGGUGAUGGAGGCUCGUACUCGUACUCCCAGCCACGGUAUUAUCAGCAACCGCAGCAGCCGUAUCCACCGCCGCCGCUACCGCCGCACUAUCGCAGUCAGGAUCUAGUUAGCCCCACGUCGGGGAGCGAGCAUGCUGUCCCAGCUAGAAACGAGAUCCUCUCGUCGUGCAUCAUCACCGAGUGGGAUCACACCCUCAUGCCGCCACAUAGGCUGCUGAGCCAUGAUCUGCCUACCGCCGUUUGUACCUGCGUCGCAUCGCCCGAAGAGGAGGAGGAUGAGCUAGACCGACGGCAGCCGCAAGUGGCGCGGCACCAAGUGCGCAAGCUACGACGUACGCGGAGAAUAGACCCGCAGCCGAUACUCGUCGAGGACGAGGACGACGUGGAGGGUGAGGACGAGGGGGAGGAGGGGGACGAGGAGGACGCGGAGCCCGAGGAAGAGGACGAGGAAGGGAUGGCCAGGCAACGUCACCUCUACGAGACGGCCUUUGACUGCAAGGUCAAUCGCUCCGACGACGAUCUCGACGAUCUCGAUCGCGUCACCAAUCACGCGGUACUGCAUUCUCAGAUUCGAGGUAGCGGUACCGCGCCAGUGAGUAGAACGAGUUCGUCAACGGACACGUCGAAGCAGCAACAUCAGCAAUCGCUUCCUUAUGCCGGCCAGACGCAAUCAAGCAAGGACCGUCGUAAGGUCGUACUUCUCCGCCCAAAACCGAUUCCGAGCCGCUUACAGCAACAGCAGCAGCAGCAACAGCAGCAGCAGCAGCAGCAACAACAACAGCAGCAACAACAAUCGCAACAACAAUCAGACAAUAUAUCUAGUUUGUCCCAGGAUAUCGAAUCCCUCCAAAUUAAUUCGAGCGACGAGAAAACCGGAUCGCCGAGAUUACCGGCGCGUGAUUACACACCGUCACCGCCAUCGACUGCACCCUUACCUGCGAAAUUUCAUGGAAACCGAGACCAUUUGCUAUUAAACAUUCGCAGUGCGCCAAAUUUACCUUCGCAGCAGGAUCAUCCCCGCUUGAAGGACAUGAGAUUACCGGUGAAAUCGUUGCUGCGCGCCAAGGACUCGCCACAGAGCAGCGAGGGUAGCAUUCUCGAAAUCAAAAGUCGGCCGAAAACUUUCGUCCAGGAGAACGUUGAUUCGUCGGGUCGGCGAUUCGACAAGGAGCUUAUACUGGAGUUCAAGGACAGGCCCCGGGAGGAGAGGCAACGACCGCGCAGUCUGAUCCGCGAGAGCAGGCCGAUAAUGGAGUUCAAGGGCAGGCCCCACGAAGCGGAGGGCGAUGUCGCGCGGCCGCGCAGAGACGCCGGUCUCUUGGAGUUCAAGCUACGUACCUCGAGACGACGCAUCGGUUACUCCAGCACUGAGAGCAUGGCGACCAGCAGCAGCGGCGGCAGCAUGGAGUCCAUCAGGAGUAGCACCAGCGAGGGCAACAGGUCGACCAGCAGCUCCGACAGUCGGCACAGCACCAGAUCACUGAGCUCCCACAGUUCCGACAGCACCGGCGGCACCAACUGCUACCAUCAUCAUCAACAGACGCUGCCCGGCUUUCUAAAUCACCACCACGCCACCAAACUGCACAUCCUCUCGCCAAUCUCCGACAAGUCGUCGCAAGAGCCGGCCUCGGAGACCUCCGACAACAAUCGCAACAAUAACUCGCAGAAGGCCUCGCCCGAGGAGAACGUCACCGCGGAGAAUAACGUCACGGUGGGCAACAACACCAACACGAACGCAGUCACCUCGCCCAUGGACACGUCCUUUAAGAAGCGGCGCACGCCGCAGAACAAGAAUCUCAUUAAUCUCGCUCUGCAGUCGUCGUCGUCGGGCGACGCGGAGAUCCAGGGAUCGGACAGCGGUAUAUCCAUUGAGUCGCGCGCCGGCAUUAAGUGCAAACCCUUCGGAUUUCACCUGUUGAAGCCGCAGCUUGACAAUAUUAAUUUCGUCGACAACGAGCCGGAACUCUCGGAUCUGCCCUUCGACAUGCCGAAGCUGCGAAGAAGACGGCUGUUGAUGCAACAGGAUGCCACUACGUCCGGAAGCGCGACCAGUGUGGACCUAAGGGAUCUACCUUUCGACAUGCCGAAACUCAGGAAGCGUCUCAGAUGUACUCAAAGUAUCGAAUCCAGCGCGUCUCAGGCGUCGUCCAGUCUCUCGGUACGCGACGUGGAGCCGUCUCUUUUGUUUGGCGGCGGUCUGGCGCGUCCGAAGAUGACUCUGAAUCUGGAUGCCGGUAGUAACGCGGCGGGAACGAGCGGUGGGAAUCCGGGCGGUCAAUUGGUGCCGAAGAAACCCGGUGGCCUAAGCCUCGGCUUACCGCUGGAAAUCAGUACCGCUCGAAUAUCGGCCGAUCUGGUUGACGUGGAGCUUCCGUUGGAGAGACAAGGAUGGUACCACGGCUCUAUCACUCGCAUCGAGGCGGAGGGUCUUCUGCGAGUUCAUCAGGAAGGUAGCUAUCUGGUGAGGAACAGCGAGUCGACCAAGCAAGAUUAUUCUCUAUCCCUAAAGAGCGCCCGCGGCUUCAUGCAUAUGCGCAUCCAGAAGAACGAGGAGCUCAACGCUUACAUUCUGGGGCAGUUUAGCAAACCGUUCGAAAACAUACCGGAAAUGGUCCGUCAUUUCAGCGUGAAUCGUCUUCCGAUACGCGGUGCCGAGCACAUGUGUCUCCUGCAUCCGGUCAUAGUGCAGCUUUUGUAGCGCAUCUAUCGUAGCGCCAUUUAAGGCGCUGUACCUAAUACCUCUUUUGAUAUAAUCCGUUUUCUUUUUUCCCCCUCCUCCCUCGACGUGUGCCGAGGCGCGCGAUUGCAAUGAACGAUAAGCUUUGAUACAGCAAACGAGAUAAAGUAGGAAGUAUUAUUCGCGAGCGCGAGGAAGUCUUCCGAGAGAGAGAGAGAGAGAGAGAGAGAGAGAGAGAGAGUCCGCGCGAGACGCGCGGUUGACUUCCGCGAGAUCCUCUCCCGUAUCAAUUCGCAUUCUGGUUGAAUGAACCGUUCCGCACGAAGAGCACCAGAGAUAAUGGACAAUAAUAGCAUCGACGGGGAAUACCGCUUCGCCGCGAAAAUGUUGAAAGGGGGAGUACGAGUACAGUACAAAAGUGUAAACGGUGGACGGUGAGCGAAGCCGCUCAACGAUACACCGAUGCGAUCGAUCAGACGAGAACGUCCGGGUCCGUGCAAUUUGUUUGCGAGUGGCCAGUGUUUAAACUACGUGAAGAAAUCUCAGGUCGCUCCGCGUGAGGAUACCCGCUCACAAACGUCGUCCUUUUGACGCUUUACUUUCGCAUGUUCCUUGACCGAGUCCAAGUUUUUAUUGCACGAUAAAACUAGAACAGUUAGGGACAGUAACUGCUUACCUCCAUUUCCCCAGCGAGAAAUGACUCAUCGAACUGAGGUCGAAUCGACAUUGAUACAAUGAUUUGAACAUUAAUUUGACAUCGAUUCGACAUCAAAUUGACAGUCGAUCAUUUCUCACUAGGGGAUCCCUUCUCCUUUUCCUCUCGGACUCGAAAGAUCGGUGUUCUACACGCUUCGUCUUCCUCAAAACAUCGCGCAAACCUACCUCAUAGGCAAAACGCAUGCUUCGCGGCACGAGAUAGAAACGAACGCGUGUCAUAGCGGUAUCGGAAAUUAGCGUGGUAGCGGGAGUCCCGCGGGAAACCGAAAUUACCUGAAAACAGAUACGAAUUAUCGUUCGAUGCGAUGGUGACCGUUAAUAAACUCUCGCGAAGGAUAACGAAUUCGGGAUCGAUGAUUUUAGCAGGAGUAUACGCGAGAAUACGUUCUUGAAGACGUUUUUUCCGAUUGUUCCUCGAAUCCGCGACUAAUGCGGAUUCUACGAAAGAAAUCUUUUCAAAUGGGAUCAGAAACGCUGCUUUACAAAACGGUAUAAUUUAGAUAAGAGGGAAAGAUGUGAUUGAAAGGCGUAUUUAGAGUGCGAAAGCAGUCCGCAACGCGUGCCGGAAGCCAAAGUAAAACUAAUCCUAAUAUCCAGUCGAGGAACGUGGCGCGGAGCUUGUAGGCUGGAUACGCGCGAAACGAGCGCGAAUGAAAUGCCAAACUUUAACUUCUAAUCGUAAUCAUUUAGUCAGGGUUUAGUUGUCCGUCUCAUCGUUGAUAAGUGAUUAAAGUAGGCUUAGAACGAUAAGCAAGCGUACGACAGUCAGGUUGGCUCGGGAUCGAUUACGAAUAUUGGAUGGGGCGAAGGUUUUGUGUAACUUCGUAGAUGAAGAAAUUGCGAGUCGAAGAAAAUGAUAAAUGAGCGUUUUCGCAAAGAUAUACAAUCGGAAACGCGCGAAGAAAGUGGAAACAGAUGAUAGUGAUCAGACAGUCUGAACCGAGUCGGUGGCUCGUUAUAUCAUCGAGUCAUCCGUCCGAGAGUUCCACUCGAAGGACAUUCGCGGGAAAUUUUUGCGAUAGGAUGCAACCGAUACAUAUUUUUUCAUGUGAUAUUAAUUUGUUACAGAGAGAGAUAGCCUAGUUUCACCUGUGAUCUGUUACUUAAUUCCCCUUGUCCGCGCGCGCUCGUCGGCGUUCUCGCGCGAGCGCGCGCGAUAACGAUAAUAAAGAUAAAUUAAUCUUGCUAUUAUUAUUACGUAGAAUCAGCAACGACGCGCCACUCAGGCGCGAUGAUGAGACGUCCGUGGUGUUACAAUAAUUUUUCGAGUUAGAAAUUCGAUUCGCCAGAGGUUGUGAGCGAAUUUUUUUCGAUGGCCGCGCGAGCGAGAGAAGUUUUGCUUAACAUUAACUAUAGUGACGUAGGGAACCUCUACGGUGAGAGAAGUAGCGAGUGCCGGCAGCGUGUUGUAAAAAAAAUUAGCCGAUAGUAUCGUUUGAUCGUUUAACCGUUUAAAUUGAAGAGAAGCGCGAGGCAUUAGUUUCCCAAUUUAAAGCAGACGUUUAAAUUUCGCGAUCGCAGAAGCACUUGAAUUGUUGAGCGAGGCACUCUCUACUUUCGCGUCUAAUUAGGUUGAGUGUAAUUCAUACGUCGUACUUUUAAGCUGCCAGUAUUAUUAACUGUAAUCGAUAAUGCAUAUCCGUAUAUGUUAAUGUUUAAGGCAUUAUAUUGUCUCUAUAGCCCGAUCAUUGACACUAAUAAUCUAUACAUAUGUUUAUUUCUCCUUAUUAUAUUUAUUGCAUUCGUGUCGUUGAAUGCGAUGGCGGUGAAGUUUCCGUGCGCCCGUUAAUUUAAUCGCGAAGUCAUAGAGCUGUAACUUAUAUAUAGUAAUUCUAGAUUCCGUACACGUAGAUUAAAUUACUAUUUGUCGAAGGGCAGUACGUAAAUUAUAUGGUAGACACUAACUUGUGUAGAUACUUCCUGUACCUUGAAAUUUGUAUGAAGUAGCAUUUAGAUUACGUAAUAUAUACAUAAAUAUAUAUUAUUAUAAAUGACUAUACUAGCGCGCGUAGUUCUCGUUUGUAGGAUACGUAAAAUAAGAUCGAGCAAAAGUGGAGUGAGUCCAAUAAAAAAAAAAAA